AUGGCACCGAGAGAAGCACUUCCAAACAGGAUAUCGGAUCUGAAAGCUUUUUUUGAGUCUGAAGGGUGGAGUACUGAUGAUGAUGGCAGAUCUGACACUGAAAGUGAAUAUUCUGUAUGGUCACAUUCCGAUAACGAAACCGAUCAAGACCAAGUUGAGAUAGAGAAGGAAAAUAUACAGCCACCCAUAGAUACAAAUGCUCCCAUGAACCCGUUUACCAUCAUUCAAGACGCCAAGCGCUACUUCACAGAAAAUGCGAUCUUUGCAAUUGUCAACCACCUUGGCAAUGUCAGAGUCUACGGAAAGUACCGGAAUAAAAACGAAACGCCCUUUACGAUUUUCAUCAACAAAUCCUCUGGCAAAUUGGUUUUCUACUACCCUGAUUCAAACAGCUCUCAUACGAAAAGAAAUGGUGACUGGACAUUGAAGGAUAUUCCAUUGGAUGAGCUUCAACGACUUGGGCCAUGCGAACGUCGGUUCUCUCGCUAA
Molecule: messenger RNA, 489 nt
Organism: Oikopleura dioica
Lineage: Eukaryota; Metazoa; Chordata; Appendicularia; Copelata; Oikopleuridae
Source: the annotation of a GenBank genome assembly